This is a messenger RNA of Pelodiscus sinensis (Chinese soft-shelled turtle), 3482 nucleotides long. RefSeq names its product zDHHC palmitoyltransferase 13 (gene ZDHHC13). The record is from RefSeq and is a predicted model, not a curated record. Gene Ontology annotation, molecular function: protein binding; palmitoyltransferase activity. NCBI's taxonomy places the organism in Eukaryota, Metazoa, Chordata, Testudines, Trionychidae.
CCUCGGGGAAGAUACACGUGGGUGCUUCUCUGUCUUAGGGACUUGACGUGGGAGAGGAGGAGGCAUCAUGAGGUUGCCAGAGUGUAAAAAUCACAGCCAUGGCCCCCAUGGACCUCAUGCACAGAAUUGGCAUUGCGUCCACAAAGAUAAAGAUCAAAUGAAAAUGCAAGCAACAUUUCCACUUCCGGAAGACUACAGUAACUGUGAUAUUGUCAAAGCUACACAAUAUGGCAUAUUGGAUCGGUGCAAGGAAUUGGUGGAAGCAGGAUAUGAUGUCAGACAACCAGACAAAGAAAAUGUGACACUUCUUCACUGGGCAGCAAUAAACAACAGACUGGAUCUUGUAAAGUUUUAUAUUUCCAAAGGUGCAGUAGUGGAUCAACUAGGUGGAGAUUUAAAUUCAACUCCUCUUCACUGGGCCAUAAGGGAAGGUCAUUUAGCUAUGGUUAUAUUGUUGUUAAAAUGUGGAGCAGAUCCUACUCUUAUUGAUGGUGAAGGAUACAGUGGCAUUCACUUAGCAGUGGUCUUUCAGCAUAUGCCUAUAAUAGCUUAUCUCAUAUCAAAAGGCCAGAGUAUAGAUACAACAGAUUUCAGCGGCCAAACGCCUCUUAUGUUGUCAGCACAGAAAGUAAUUGGACCAGAACCCACAGGAUUUCUUCUAAAGUUUAAUCCUUCACUCAACACUGUAGACAAAAUUCAGAAGAAUACUGCAUUGCAUUGGGCAGUUACAGCAGGAAAUGUUAGUGCUGUAGAGCUACUGCUGGAUGCUGGAUCUAAUUUGGACAUCAAAAACAUCAAGGGAGACACACCACUUGACCUUGCUCACCAUGUUCAAAAUCGCUUGAUCAUUCAUAUGCUAACGGAAGAAGAAAAAAUGAGAAUUAGAAAAAACUCUAGGUUAUUCAUGAUGUUAGCAAAAUAUGAGUUUUUUCUGCUAUUGAUGUCUUCCUUGACACUCAUAUGGGCUAUAGGGUACAUAGCGGAUUUAAAUUCUGAUUCUUGGCUUUUGAAAGGAAGCAUGCUUCUCUUCAUAUUUUUCGGGAUGGCUCUGCUUACAAGGCAUUUUGUGGGACUCAAGAGCCUAAAAUAUUUACCAGCCGUUUUCAUGCUAAGUUCCAUUUUUUGGAUGUCUAUGACCUGGUUUGUCUGGUUCCUGCCUGAUUUAGCAGACACAAUUUUCCAGAUCCCCUUUAUCCUUAGUGUAGUGGGUCUUCUCUACUAUUUCUACAAAACAUGGAGAACUGAUCCUGGAUGCAUCAAGAUUUCUGAAGAAGAAAGGAGAAAGAGUAUUGUUACUCUUGCGGAAGCUGGCUGCUUGGAUCUCAGAACAUUUUGCAUAUCAUGUCUUGUAAAAAAGCCUUUGAGAUCCAUGCAUUGCAUUGCUUGCAACUCAUGUAUUGCUAGAUAUGACCAACAUUGUCUGUGGACUGGACAAUGUAUAGGUGUUGGCAACCAUUAUUAUUUCCUUUUGUUUCUGCUCUUCCUAACUAUGAUGGGGACCUGGAUGUUCUAUGGAACUCUCCUCUAUUGGUCAGAACAUUGUGCAACAACUUACCACCAAGACGGCGCAUGGACUUACUUGACACAGAUAGUGUCUUGUUCUCCAUGGGUUUUGUACAUCUUUACAAUAGUGUGUUUUCAUACUUUGUGGACUUCGUUGAUGCUAAUUAUUCAGCUUUAUCAGAUUGCUUUUCUGGGCUUGACCUCACAUGAAAGAAUAACCCUCACAUUACAGAGCAGGUGUUCCAAGCAAGCUAUUUCUCUCCGGAAAACUCCAUACAAUCAUGGAUGCUUUCAGAACCUUGCAGACUUUUUUCAGUGCCGUUGCUUUGGUAUGUUCACACCCAACGUAGUUGACUGGACUAAACAAUAUACUCUAUUUCAUCCUGCAAGAGGUAAAAAUGUUCAUUCUGUAUGAAGAAAAGCACCAAAGAGCCAAACUGAAAGCUAAAUAAAACUGGAUAUUCUUAAUAUUGUGUUCAAAUUCUUUUGAAACUUUCUUGCCCUUAAAUUUUAUAUUGUUACUAUUGUUCAAAUAGUACAGUUUAUCAUAAAUUACAGCAAAACAGAUCUGAAAGCAUUGCAGUGGUGGUUUGUAUGUACUUUCAACUUUAACAAUUUGAAAUUUCAUAUAACUAUGAGAUGUCACUUAAAGUAUAUUUUUAUGAGAAAUUUUUAUAUAACACUCCAGAAAUCGUAUAUAAUACCUUUUAAAGAUUUUUUUCAGAUUGUGUCUACAAAGAACACAUUUGUUAAGGGAAAUUAUUUUUUACAUUUUUGAAUUGACUAUUUCAAAAAGUUUUUAACACUACCUUGUAUUUUUGAUAACUUAUUUGUCUUUAUACUAUGUAAAUCUGUACAGAAUCACUGUUUAGACUUACUGUUUGCUUUCACAUGAAAUAAAUUAGAUUUCAUGCUUACAUUUCCUUUUUUUUUAAAUAUUCAAGGGAAAGUUUGAAACUUACAUCUUUAAAAAUCAUUAAACAUAACUGCAAAGGCCUAUCUUGCUUCUUUAAACGUCUAACAAGAAUUGAUCAGAAGACUAAAUCUUGCAUUCAUUUACCCCAGUGUCACUUUGAAAUGGAGAACUCAGCCACUAAGUAGGUACAUGACCAAAACCUAAUGAUACAGGCAUAAGAUUGUUUAACAAUAUUUCAGGCUGCAAGGUAGGGCUACCAUACUCCCAAGCAAUGUACCUGCACCCUUGAUAAAUGUAAAUAGUUUAAUGCUGUAUUUGGAAAAUGUAGAGUCUGAUAUGAAUCACUUUUCAGAGACAUCAAAUGGACUUCACUCAGCAUGAGCCCACUGUGUCCAACUAGGAGAUUUGUAUUGUAACAGAAAAGAACAAAAAUGACAUUUAUGGCGAUAGGCAGUGUUCCCUUUGUGCUUGUGCGGCCACUUGGGUGAUCUACAAAUGCUGCCCAGCUGAUUACUAGGGUGCCCAUAACUAGAUUUUUUGUAUUUCUGUUGGUGGGGCAUACUUACAUAUGCCCCAGUGCACAUAAAAAUUUAUUGUGUGCAUGGAUGGAAAAGGUUAGAGGGAAUAUUAGCUAUAGGGGAGGGAAAAAGCACAAAUAAAGAGCACUAAUCAGAGACAAUUCAAAAUAUGAUCCAUUAUUAGUAGUUUAGUAGUAAACUAGAAUGAAAUAAAACCAGAGAUUUCUUACAGUUUCAAUAGAGGUAUUGUUUAUUGAGCCUGGUGAAUUAGGUGAGUGCUUUGAGCAUUAGAGGACCAAAUAAGAGCCAAGUAAUUUAACCAGUCAUAUCAUGAAAGCAGUAUCUACAGUUUAUUGUAUCAAGAGAAACCUACCAAUACAAAACUAGAUUUAACAUCUUCUUUGAUUUUUUUUCCUGUUUUAUGAAAAUAUGACUUCCAAUUCAAGAAAUCUGUCUUUUAUUCCCUUUCUCUUUCUCUCAGGAAGAGGGAGCCUGAAAUUGUUUGCUAUUGUGACAGAUUAGAAAUGUGCCUUUAAAAAAAAAAA